Lactuca virosa is the source of this 1439-nucleotide messenger RNA. NCBI's taxonomy places the organism in Eukaryota, Viridiplantae, Streptophyta, Magnoliopsida, Asterales, Asteraceae. The record is from the annotation of a GenBank genome assembly.
CAUACAACGAGUAGGUUGGUCAAAAAUCACGUGGGUCACAUUUCCGUGUUGUUACGUUGGAUUCAAGAAUGAAAGAACAUUAAAAAGACCAAGAAAGAGAAUUCUGCUUUUGAAAACUCCAUGUUUUUCUGACCAAUCCCAUGCUCCCACCGUCCACCUACUCUUCCACCUUCACCCCACCAACACACUCAGUCUCCCCCUUCAAUAUAUCAUAUCAUAUAGUAUAUAUAAUCACACACAUAUACACAUGAUUUAAACAUCCAUCACACAUUCACUCGCCAUUAAAGCUCCAAAUCACAUCCACUACCUUCAUCAGAAACACGAUCUUUCCACUCUAAUGGCUGCUACUUCAGCUUUGCAAUCAAUCCCUUCGUCUCUCAAGCUAUUACGCACCACCGGCGUAACCACCGCCGCUGCUCCUAACCUCCUGUCGUUCAAGAACUCUACAAACUCAGUUUUCUCUCAUAAACUGAUUGCCACACCCACACCCACAGCGAAUGCCUCCGGCAGCCGGAGAUGGUUUAGUGUGAAAAGUCAAAGCAACCCAUCGGAUUCUUCAAGACCCACGAAAGUGCAAGAACUGUCUGUGUAUGAGAUCAACGAGAGAGAUCGUGGGAGUCCUGCUUAUCUCCGAUUGGGUCAAAAGCCUGUGAAUUCCCUCGGUGAUCUUGUUCCGUUUACCAUUAAAGUGUACAGUGCGGAUCUUCAGACCAGAUUGGGGAUCACCGCCGGAAUAUGUAUUCUGAUCAAGAACAUGCCGGAGAAGAAAGGUGACAGGUACGAGGCUAUUUACAGCUUUCACUUGGGGGAUUACGGACAGAUAGCGGUGCAGGGUGCGUACCUAACGACGGAGGACACUUACCUUACUAUUACCGGAGGCACCGGGAUCUUCGCCGGAGCUUAUGGUCAAGUCAAGCUUCAGCAGCUAGUGUUUCCUUUCAAGCUAUUCUACACUUUUUACUUGCAGGGUUUGUCUUGUGAUCUUCCAUCGGAGUUGCUAGUCACCCCUGUUCCUCCUUCACCUGCGGUGGAGGCGUCGCCGGCGGCCAAAGCAGCGGAGCCUGGGGCCACAAGCACUAACUACACUGAUUAAAGUAAUAAUGGUGAUGGGUACUACUGAGAGGUACCUUAGCUUUGUUGUAGUUAGAAGAGUUUUUUAGUGAGUUGGAGACAGUGCAUGUGAGUUGUUCUUUCAGCUUUAUGAUUUGUACUUUUGAGGGGUAAAAAUAAAAAUUCAGGCAUUGUGAUUCGAGAGUGUUGUCUAUCAUGGGAUGAGAUUUUGGCAUAAGGUGAUUAAUAGUGAAAUAUUUGUUGGAUUGAUAGUUUCCAUUUAUGUUGCACACUUUCUGAAAAUAGCAACUUGAGUUACUAGGUGGUGAGCAUGUUGUAUACUACAUAUUACUGGCAGUCUGGCAAUAAUUAUUUUACUUCUGUAAAAA